Molecule: messenger RNA, 2175 nt
Organism: Nerophis ophidion (straightnose pipefish)
Lineage: Eukaryota; Metazoa; Chordata; Actinopteri; Syngnathiformes; Syngnathidae
Gene: stxbp6l
Product: syntaxin binding protein 6 (amisyn), like
Exons: 7
Coding region: 150-1007 (285 amino acids)
Source: RefSeq, a predicted model, not a curated record
CGUGUCUUCACAGCACUUGCUGGGUCACCAGGGUAUAAAUUCCUGGCAGCUUUAUUGUCCACUUCAUCUAACUCCACACUAACACCACCCUCACUAACAAGACCUUUCUAUAUUGAAGAGUAGAACAACGAGAGGUCGGACUCCAAAUAAUGAACAGUCAGUCAGCCAUCAAUAAAGAUGUCUUCAUCCCCAGUAAUGAGCGGAUGCUGGUGGCGGUGGAGGUGCGCAGGAGGAAAAAGAAGAGGAUGUCUUUCCUGUCCCACGUAUCCAAAGGAGAAUAUGCAACUUUCAUUUGUGUGUCAGUGACAAACACCAGGCCACUACAGCUGAUCAUUUCAAAAGUGAAACAGUUCAGAGGCUCCUCAAGCUUCACAAGGACAUCCCAGUGGACGGUGGAGCAGCUCCGACAGGUCAACGGCAUCAACCCCAACAAGGACAGUCCCGAGUUUGACCUAGUGUUUGUUAACACAGUGGAUCAGUGGGUGGCCAGCUCUGCAGCAGAGAAGUGUAUUCUCAUCCAGAUACUAUAUCGUGCCUGCCAGACGUACUGGGAAGGGAAGGCAGGAAGUCUGUUAAAGGCGAAUCGCCAGGGUACCCUUCCGGUUGUGGAGGCUGGUCACAGUGACUCCUCCCCUUCAUCUAGAACACGGCAAACUCGACGGAAGAGCCUGGUUGUAUCCAAACCACCAGAGUUCAUCAACUGCCAAUCCAAACUCACAAGAGAUGCCACUACCAUGAACCUCUUCAUCUACCGCUGCAAAGCCUACAUGAAUCAUUUGAAGAACAAGAUAGUUGCAAACCAGAGACGCUUACAGAGUGAAGCAGGUCAGACUGAAGAGCGGGCGACAAAGAGCCCUAUGGGUAAUAUAGUCCAUCGGAUGAACGUGGCUGUGGGCGAGUGCGGGGACAGACUGACUAAAGCUGAAGACAAGACUCUGGGGCUGGUGCACGCUGCCCAUCAGCUUGCAGACAAUGCUCACAAGAGAGCAUUAAAAUCCACGAAGUAGAAACGUACAAGAGAGAAAGCGGGUGAUGUCACUGCAUGCUCCAAACUGCUCCGUCAAUAAAUAUGUCUAGAAGAGGAUCACCUGUCAUGGAUUUAUUUUCCUGGGCGAUGAAACGUUAACCCUUGAUGUUCCCUUGAUGCAUACAAACGGUCUUUUCAUAGGAUUUGCACAAUACUGUACAUGAAAAUACACACAUGGUGAUGUAGUCUUUUUGAAUUGUUCCACCAAAGCAGUUUUGCGUUCAUUUAAUCUAAUGAUUGUCUUGUUGUUUUCAUGUUGUACGGUGUCCACAUUGUGUCUUUAUCCAUGUAGUCGUCAUGCUCACCAAAGUGUCCAACAUUGUCCGUCUAUGUCAUUUAUGUCUACAGUAAGACUGAAGAUGCGCCAGGUAUACGUCGCUUAAAUACCAUUUACAACUUUUCGACUAAGGGAUAAACAUCUCAAAAGUAUUAUUCAGUAAUACUAAUGAUUUUAAACAACAUCAUUUAUUAUCAUGCACAAUUCAACAUUUACAAAAAGGAGUAGACAGAGGGAGUGUUAAUUUAAUCCUCAUCCCCUUCUCCACGUUUUACUAGUACUGUGACUGUGACUAAAUAGAUAUUAGUACCAGUGUAGUAUCUUCCAUUUAUAUUUCAAGUUUUUUUGAGUCAUCUUUGAUUUUCCUGGCAGGAAGUGUUUCAGUUGUUUUGAAGUGAAUUAAUUAACUCAUAUUAUGUUUUCCACAUGGUAAAUGUUAUAUUCAUCUUGGAGAAAGCAAACCAUCAAGUUUAGUUAAAUAGUGGUAUUUCAGUUUGAGCACAUAAGAUAAGGCCGCUUAGUUUGAUAUUUGCAGGUGAAUUGGAUCAGUUCUUGUAGGAAAGGGGCCCUAAUUGGGACUUCGGAAUCCAAAAGUGAUAGUCUUACCCUUGAAAAGAGACUACCUGUCGAGAUCAACGCCAACAUUUAAGACCAGAAAAAAACAGUUUCAUUUAGACCACAUGAAAAACCCAAAGCAUUUGUAAUAUAUGUGUGAAAUUCUUUGUUUUGUUGCAAAUAAACUAAUAAAGUCAGGUUGCAUCAUUCAAAGUGUGUUUCAAGUUGAAGUACAUCACUACGACUGCGGAUGCAUGUUAAAUAAUAUCUUUUAUUGCUGCUAAUCCUGCUUUGAAUAAACAAUUAUCUUACUGGA